AUGGAGGCAGAUGUAAUAGCAGAUCUUCAGCGCAAACUCAAAGAGACUGAACAAGAGCGGCUGAAAGCGGCACAGUAUGGUUUACAGCUAGUGGAGAGCCAGAAUGAAUUGCAGAAUCAACUGGAUAAAUGCCGUAAUGAAAUGACGGCCCUGGCUGAGAGCUAUGAACAAGAAAAAUACACUCUUCAAAGAGAAGUUGAGCUCAAGAGUCGAAUGUUAGAAAGUUUGAGCUCUGAAUGUGAAGCUGUUAAACAACAACAGAAAAUGCAUCUGGAGAAAUUAGAAGAAACACUGAGCAGAAGCCACGGGCAGGAAGUGAAUGAACUAAAAAAAAAGUUAGAAACACUGAAAGCUGAGUUAGAUGAAGCUCGGCUAAGUGAAAAGCAGCUGAAGCACAAAGUGGAUCAUCAGCAGGAACUCCUUUCUAGUAAAUCAAAGGAAAUGCAAAUAAUGUCUGAACGUGUACAUGAAAGUAUGUCUUCAGAGAUGCUGGCGCUUCAAAUUGAGCUGACUGAAAUGGAAAAUGUGAAGACCACCCUCCAAGAAGAAGUGAAUGAACUGCAGUACAGACAAGAACAACUCGAACUUCUUAAUGCUAAUUUAAUGCGCCAGGUAGACCGGCUUAAAGGAGAGAAAGAAGAGCGAGAGAAAGAAGCAGUUUCUUACUAUAAUGCCUUAGAGAAAGCUCGUGUAGAGAAACAGGACCUUCAGGUGCAGCUAGACCAAGCCCUCCAGCAAGCCUUGGACCCUAACAGUAAAGGCAGCUCUUUGUUUGCAGAGGUCGAGGAUCGAAGGGCAGCAAUGGAACGUCAGCUUAUCAGCAUGAAAGUCAAGUAUCAGUCACUAAAGAAGCAAAAUGCAUUUAAUAGAGAAUGGAUGCAAAGAAUGAAGUUACAGAUCGCUACAUUGCUACAAAUGAAAGGGUCUCAAGCUGAAUUUGAACAGCAGGAACGGUUGCUUGCCAUGUUGGAGCAGAAGAAUGGUGAAAUUAAACAUCUCUUAGGUGAAAUUAGGAAUCUGGAGAAAUUUAAGAGUUUAUAUGAAAGUAUGGAAUCUAAGCCUUCAGCCAACUCUGUUCCUUUGGAAGAUGUCACCUAUUACACAGAUUUACUUCAAAUAAAGCUUGACAACUUAAACAAAGAAAAUGAAAACACUAAAGGUGAAUUGUCCAUCCAGCGAAUGAAAGCAUUACUUGAGAGCCAGCGGGCUCUGGAUAUUGAGCGGAAACUUUUUUUAAAUGAAAGGUGCCUCCAGCUUUCCCAAAGUGAAAAUAUGAAACUGAGAGCUAAAUUAGAUGAGCUGAAACUGAAGUAUGAACCUGAAGAGAAAAUUGAAGUGCCUGUACUCAAAAAGAGACGUGAAGUCCUGCCUGUGGAUGUAACCGCCCCUGAUGCUGUAUGCACUACCAGUGCUGCUGGGGAAGAAGUUCAUAGAUUAUCACCACAGAAGGAGGAGGCACAAGCCGAUUCUGAUGGUUUGGGAGAUAACUUGCAGCUAGAAAAGACAGUUUCUGUGAGCACCUCAGGAGUCAUUCUCUCUCCUUACAAAAAUCUGCCCAUGGAUAUUCAGCCAAGAAAGGAAAAGAAGUGUGUGAAACUUACAGGAGUUCCCGCUGACUCGGAAGCCUUAAGUGAAAGAAGUGGAAACACCCCUAACUCUCCCAGGUUAGCUGCUGAAUCAAGGCUUCAAACAGAAGUUAAACAAGAAACUGCAAGCAAACUGGAAAAAGCAGCUUAUAAGAAAUCACACCCUAUUGUAUAUGUAUCCUCCAAGUCAACUCCAGAGACCCAGUGCCCUCAGCAGUAA
Rangifer tarandus platyrhynchus (Svalbard reindeer) is the source of this 1806-nucleotide messenger RNA. Lineage: Eukaryota; Metazoa; Chordata; Mammalia; Artiodactyla; Cervidae. The record is from the annotation of a GenBank genome assembly.